Messenger RNA from Penicillium canariense, 2106 nucleotides. RefSeq names its product Zn(II)2Cys6 transcription factor. Gene Ontology annotation, cellular component: nucleus. The coding region runs from base 1 to 2106 and encodes 701 amino acids. The transcript is spliced from 5 exons. Gene Ontology annotation, biological process: DNA-templated transcription; regulation of DNA-templated transcription. NCBI's taxonomy places the organism in Eukaryota, Fungi, Ascomycota, Eurotiomycetes, Eurotiales, Aspergillaceae. Gene Ontology annotation, molecular function: DNA-binding transcription factor activity, RNA polymerase II-specific; DNA binding; zinc ion binding. The record is from RefSeq and is a predicted model, not a curated record.
AUGACAAUUAUUCAAUUCACAAAGUCUCUGUCAAACGUACGCGUCAAGCAUGCGGUCCUUGUCGAUGUCGUUCAACCAUUCAGUCGCAAAAAGGCUCGUUGCCCUGGUGAGAAACCAAAAUGUUCGCUAUGCCAUCGGCUAGGACAGCAGUGCACAUACGAGUCGCAGGAACCGCCGAAUCGCAUCCGCGGGCGUGGGACAUCCACGAAUAGCGACGGCCUCAAUGUAGAUGGAGGCGAGGUACGUUCUUACCUCAGUCCUCCUGUAGAUCGUUUACCACCGGUCGAUACAUUGGCUGCAGUGAUGAAUGGGUUACCCACCGCCGCCCAUCAGACCCACGCUGAACUAGAUGAAGCACACAGCCUAAGUGAAAUUGCAACAGCGAAAGAGGAUUUGUCAUCAUGCUAUCCGCUAUCCACCUCGUUGAUCCAAACCGAAGUCGAGGUCUAUCUGGACAAGUUUCAUGACCAGCCAUACUGCGUCUUUGCUGAAGACUGGCUUCGGCAGAACGCACGAUGCUUGCCAUCAGAGACCGCCUUCUCUUUGGUCGGCCUUACUCGGCGCCUCACCGUUAACUCGCCAGGCACGCCCGACUGCGAUAUACCGACUGGUAAGUUUUGUGCGGAGCGAGCCUGGAAAAUCCUGUCAGCACAAUACCAGAAUGGCAAGAUGGGUCUCUCUUUCCUACAAGGCACAUUUCUAGUGGCGCAAUUGGAUUUUGCCGGUGGGAAUGCUCACCGUGGAUGUGCAUCUGUUGCCCUUGGUCUGCGGACCCUUCAAUCCUUUGGGUUCAACCAGGGCAGAAAUCUCUCUUCAUUCACCCGGUCUGAGGCAGAGACUAGAAGGCGAAUCACUUGGGCCUUUUUCAUGCUUGAUCGCACUUACAACGCGUCGCGAAACUAUUCCCUGUGCCUUUCAGACAAACACUUCACCUUAUGUUUCCCUUCACCCCCGGAUAAUUCCCCCGCGAUGGCAACACUGCAUGAGAAAUCGAUGCAACAGGGGCACAAUGUCGAUCAAGGCAUCAUGGUGUGUCUCCUUAGACUAUACGAAUUAUGGGGCAAGGCAACGGAGUGGGUGUUCGAGCCCUUCCCAACAAACAUCCUGCCCCCUUGGCAGACCGGAUCGGCACUUGCAAUUCUUGAGUCAGAGUGGAUGCAGUUUGAGACCCAAUUUGCAGACAAUCACCGUUACAUGAACGUUGAUUUCAAGCGACGUGCUCGCCACGAGCCCCUGUCUCGGCCAUAUUUGUCGACUUGGCUUUGUGUGCAGUUUCUUUUCCACUCCAUUCAAUGCCUACUUCAUCACCCCUUCGUCACCAUGGUCAAGCUUCGUCAUCUGAAUGAGAACAUGUCAGCAACCUUUCUGCAGAAGUCGUUCGAGACAUCGUUGCUUCACUCUCGAUGGAUCGCAAGAUUCAUCAAGGAAAUGAAAGAAGUGGAACUGCGUGUCUACGAUCCGUUUUUUGGAUAUCUGGCUGCGAUUGCAGCCACGAUCCAACUUGAGCAUACGGGGAAUAAAAACCCGCAGAUCGCACUCCUUCUCAAUGGAGAAUUUCGAGUUCUUGUUGACUUCAUUACUGAACUAUCGUCUUACUGGGAAAAUAUGGGUGUAUUGGUAUUCCGAAUUAACGAACUAGCUGCUCGACGCAAUCAUCAUGGCUCUCUGUUUUACAAUCAAGACGGGUUCUCGGGAGCCCUGUCGAGCAUGCCGACACCCUCGAACCUGCCUCGAAUGUCCGUUGAUGACGAGGCCUUGAUGUGGGAUAUCUUGGAUUUUGCUUCUUCAUCCAGCCCGCUUGCAGCCACGGAGGCCCCUUCCCCGGCACUGACACGGAAGAAACGGAAGACACCAAAACACCCGACCGGAAGAUCAACGCGCCAAGGCGAUCUCCAUGCACCCGUGGACUUGGAGAGUCCGGGCAGCGCGGCUGCUCCUUCGCACAGUGGCCCAGUUCUCGGCGAACUAGGAUCGCAAUUGGGAAACGAUGAACCAAUUUCCGAGUGGGACUUCCCCGACCGAGCUGGAAGUCAUGCUCCAGGAUUAGGAGUUCCGGAUAUUCCUGAUUGGAUGGUUUUUGGAGACUUUUUGUCUGAACACCUUUGA